Molecule: messenger RNA, 588 nt
Organism: Cajanus cajan (pigeon pea)
Lineage: Eukaryota; Viridiplantae; Streptophyta; Magnoliopsida; Fabales; Fabaceae
Source: RefSeq, a predicted model, not a curated record
AUGGCGCAAUAUGCCACAAGCAGGCCUCACCACAUAACGUCCGCUGCCCUCGCAAAUCUCAGGCAGGGCGAGAACGAGAAAUUAAGAAAAUUCAUGGAGCACUUUGCCAACGUCUCCAUCCAGAUUCGCAACCUCAAUCCCGAGGUCGCCCUGCACUCCAUGUUCAUAACAUUAAAGCCAGACCCAUUCGUUGACAGCCUCUGCCAACGACCUCCCACAGAUAUGGACAAGCUCCGUGCUCGUGCCGCUGGAUACAUCCAGAUGGAAGAACAUGCUGAAUUUCGCGAGCAAGUUUGCGGGAAACCACAGGGAAAGCAAGACCACGUUGGACAAGGUCACAAGGACAAGCUAAGGGCAAUGAAUGAAGCUCAACUUAAAAGACCUCGACAGAAUAAAGGGGGAAAGUAUGACUUAUACACCCCCUUGAACGUACCUCAGGUGCAUAUACUGGAGGAAGCUAGCAACACCGAAUUGAUCACCCUACCACUGCCAGGACACAACCCUAACCAUGCGGACAAGACAAAACAUUUCCACUAUCACAGGAACUACGACCAUACAAUUGAAGAAUGUCGGACACUCAAGCACUGA